UGUUAGAGUAAAUGAAUCAUUUAUAUAUGUCUCGGUUGCAAAGUUUCCUCAUGCGAAGAGUGAUUCAACCGUGAAGGAUUUACCUAUAAAACUAGAAUACUUUAUUACAUUUAGCUUAUCUAGCAUUUUUUCCGGUAUUUCUUUUUCCUAUCUUCAUCUUUCAUCACACUCUUGACUCUUGUCGGAUAUUGAUUUGUCCACGUUACUAUUUCGUUUGGUCACUGACUCUCACCUGCAACUCCAACUGCAAUAACAACACUGAUUCAUUCACCUCACUCUCCAACUCUCCACUGGUUAGUCAACACAACACCAAACUGCUUCAUGGCUGGGUGUUUCAGCUACACUGCUUCACGUGACCGCUGUUACCGCUUCUCCUUCUCCACCUCCGGCCUCAAAUCCACCACCACCGAUCUCGGUGACGGCACCAUCAUGCACUGCUGGACCCCCAAGUCCCACAACCCUUCCAAACCUUCCCUUCUCCUCAUCCACGGCAUGGGUGCCAACGCAAUGUGGCAGUGGAGCGAUUUCCUCUCCCCUCUCUCCCGUCGCUUCAACAUCUUCAUCCCCGACCUCGUCUUCUUCGGCGACUCCUACUCUACCCGCCCCGAAAGAUCCGAGUCCUUCCAGGCUCGCUGCGUCAUGGCUCUCAUGGAGGCCCACGGGGUCCACACCGUGAGCGUUGUCGGAAUCAGCUACGGCGGAUUUGUCGCUUACAGCAUGGCGGCGCAGUUCCCGGAGAGCGUGGUGAAGGUGGUGCUGGUCUGUGCUGGGGUGUGCUUGGAGGAGAAGGACAUGGAUGAAGGGAUGUUUAAGGUGAAGAGUGUGGAAGAGGCUGCUAGUCUUUUGAUUCCGCAGACGCCGGAGGAGAUGAGGCAGCUCGUGCAGCUCACGUUUGCCAAGCCUAUGAAGGUCAUGCCCACUUGUUUUCUCACCGAUUACAUUGAGGUGAUGUGUACGGAAUACCGCCAGGAGAAGAAAGAAUUAAUCAAAUCAUUACAUAAGGAUAGAAAACUGGCUAAUCUUCCAAGGAUAACCCAGCCUACACUAAUAGUCUGGGGAGAACAGGACCAGGUAUUCCCACUGGAAUUAGCUCAUAGACUUAAAAGGCAUCUGGGAGAGAAGGCACAACUAGUGGUUAUUAAGAAUGCAGGGCAUGCGAUCAAUAAAGAGAAGCCCAAGGAGUUGUGCAAGGCUUUGAAAUCCUUCCUCUUCAGUCCCAUCACUCCAUCUUUGCAGGGAAACAACGGUAACGGUCACAAGGUGGAUUAGAGAAAUGGAAGAUAUUUUCAGCGUUAUGGAUAUGUUUGAGUAUCUAUUUGUUAGUCACAUAGAAAUCAACCAUGCUGUAUAUUUUUCUCAGAUAGGAUGGUGAUUUAAAGGAUGUAUGAGAAUCGGAAAAGAAAUUUUACGGAUCUUCCACGAUAAACUCAUUCUUCAGGAAGCUAUGUUCAUGAUAGCAGGGAAUAUGUAUGUAAUGUAAUGGAAAUAUGUAAUAUGUAUUGGAAAUAGUAUACUGCUUGUUGUUCUGGUGCCUAAA
Molecule: messenger RNA, 1537 nt
Organism: Lotus japonicus
Lineage: Eukaryota; Viridiplantae; Streptophyta; Magnoliopsida; Fabales; Fabaceae
Exons: 4
Coding region: 322-1269 (315 amino acids)
Molecular function (GO): catalytic activity
Source: RefSeq, a predicted model, not a curated record